AUGAGUAUGCAAUUCAAAGAUUCAAAAAUAGAAAGCACAUUUGAUAGGAUAAUGUAAAAAAUUGUAUAUUUAUAUAUAUAGAGCAUCAUGUUAAGCAGGAAUAAUCUCAUCUGUGAUUUCAUUGCCUUUUGACAAUGAGAAGCUAAACUUUAGAAGAUAAAAUGUUUAGAAGAUGGUUCAAUGCCAUAUACAGGUUUGA
Messenger RNA from Paramecium sonneborni, 199 nucleotides. Lineage: Eukaryota; Ciliophora; Oligohymenophorea; Peniculida; Parameciidae. The record is from the annotation of a GenBank genome assembly.